Molecule: messenger RNA, 1017 nt
Organism: Procambarus clarkii (red swamp crayfish)
Lineage: Eukaryota; Metazoa; Arthropoda; Malacostraca; Decapoda; Cambaridae
Source: RefSeq, a predicted model, not a curated record
UCCUCUACUACCACACCAGCGACGCCAGCCGGUAUACGCGCCUUCACUGCCGCCACAGCGACGCUAACUGUAUACGCGGCCGCCACAGCGACGCCAGCGGUAUACACGCCGCCACGUACAGCGACGCCAGCGGUAUACACGCCGCCACGUACAGCGACGCCAGCGGUAUACACGCCGCCACGUACAGCGACGCCAGCGGUAUACACGCCGCCACGUACAGCGACGCCAGCGGAAUACACGCCGCCACGUACAGCGACGCCAGCGGUAUACACGCCGCCACAGCGACGCCAGCGGUAUACAUGCCUACACUGCCGUCCAUAAUAAAUGAACUAAACAUAUGUAAAAGCCGCCACAACACGCCCUCACACUCAAAAGAAUAAGUGUUUGCAGAAUCCUUAACUUUUCGAAGGAAAAGAUACUAUAUUUGUGCACAAUUAUGAUCACACGGACCGUCAACAUUCACAGCAUAGUGGUGAUUGUAAAAUAAUCCAAAUUUUGGAAAUACGUAGUGAUUUAUUGCUGCUGAAGCUGGGCCAUCAAAUAAUAAGUGAAGCAGCGUGAGUGUGCGUUAAGUGAGGCACGUGAGGACAAUUAAGAUGAGUGCCAGCAGCUCUCAACUACGGCGGCAAGUUGCCAAGCUUCAACAGUAUGUAUACCGGCUUCUGUACGGCGACAUGCUGGCCCACAUGUCAAGAUACCCUCUUCGGCUGCCUAUGAGGAUGAUUCCUGGAGGUCGUGGUGGGCAGACUAUGCAUCAGGAUAGAUUUAUUGGAUCAGGAGCAGCAAUUCUCGUUGGUUUAGGCCUCUGCAUAUCCUCCUUUUCUCUCAAAAAACUCUCUGCCAUGCCAGAUAGACCAACACGUCUUAUCUAGGUACAGUAGUGUACCUAAAGGCAGAAGAUUCAUUGGAAUGGUUUAAAACUCAUGGCAGUACAAUCCUUAUGCGAAAGGAUGACAUUGAAUUUAAGCUUUAUGGAAUUUGCUUAUUAUAUAUUGAAGUAAAUUAUACACAAUGAAA